CGCAACAGCAGCGCGAAGCUUAUCAAGCAGCCGCGUCGCUUGAGCUUGUUCCCCGCCAAACUAUCCUGAAGGCGCUCGCAUUCACCAAUUCUUCCGUCUCUCGUCCCCGGAAGCCAGAGGCACUUUCGUUCAAUAACAUGUUAUUCCCUCAGGGUGUCAACGGCGGCUCCUCGUCCGCCGCCGCCAGUCCCCAACAGCUCGCCGAUGCGCUCCAAGAUCUAGCCAAGAAGCGAUCUACACCAACCACAGCAAUCAGCAAUCUGCUAUCGCCAUGUUUCUACCACCAGCGAUUCGAUGAUGCUGUCGACAUCGAUAAGGUCCUCGAGGAGAUUAAGAACGAUGAGUCCAUGUCACAUUCACGCUUGGUCCAGACUGCGACCAGCGUGCGUGAAGUCUCCAAGCAGCUUCAACGACGCCCCAUCAAGCAAGCAGUGCGCAAUAUCAUGAUUGUCACCAAGGCUCGGGAUAACCAGCUUGUUUACCUCACACGGGAGCUGACAACGUGGCUCUUGCAAACCCCUCGUUAUGGAUCUGAUGUCGGAGUCAACGUCUACGUCGAUGCCAAGCUGCGCAACUCAAAGCGCUUUAAUGCGGCAAGCAUCGUCGCUGGAGAUGCGCGAUUUGAAAACAUGCUCAGAUAUUGGACCCCGGAUCUGUGCUGGAGCCAGCCUGAGAAGUUUGAUCUCGUUCUCACCCUGGGCGGCGACGGCACGGUCCUCUUCACCUCAUGGCUCUUCCAGCGCGUGGUGCCUCCUGUCCUCUCAUUCAGCUUGGGAAGUCUUGGCUUCAUGACCACUUUUGAGUUUGAACACUAUAAAAAGCAUCUGAACCGAGUCAUGGGCGAUGAUGGUAUGAAGAUUAAUCUGCGCAUGCGUUUCACUUGCACCGUCUAUAGACAAGGAUCCAACGGCAACCCCAUGGACGAAGGAGAGCAAUUCGAGGUCCUCAACGAGCUUGUCAUUGACCGUGGCCCAUCUCCUUACGUCUCAAACCUUGAGCUCUACGGAGAUGAUGAGCUCCUGACUGUGGUCCAAGCCGACGGCUGCAUCUUCUCUACGCCUACCGGUUCGACAGCCUACUCUCUUUCAGCGGGCGGCUCUCUUGUCCACCCUGACAUUCCCGCCAUUCUCUUGACUCCCAUCUGCCCGCACACUCUCUCGUUCCGACCCAUGGUCCUCUCCGACACCAUGGCACUCCGUAUUGCCGUGCCACGCAAUUCUCGAGCCACCGCCUACUGUGCUUUUGACGGCAAGGGCCGAGUCGAGCUCAAGCAAGGCGACCAUGUUACCAUCACUGCGUCGCAAUAUCCCUUCCCUACCGUCACUCGAACCGACACUGAGUGGUUCGACAGCGUCAGCCGCACCCUGCGAUGGAACGUCCGCGCCGCCGCUCAGAAGCCCUUCGAUGCGUCUGGCAUUUCACCCUCUGGCGAAGAGGAAGAGGAUGACAGCUGGGAUAUUGACACCGACAGUGCUUAUUAUGCUAGCGAAGAGGGUAGUACCGCCGCCAGCCCUAUCAGGAGACAGAUGAGCAUGCUGGGCAUGUGAUUACGACUGACACAUGCUUUUUCUUGGACCCCCUUUUACGAAUAUAUAAGCGUGUCUUGUCAAGUUUUUUAUCUUGUUGCUUUGUUGCGCCCCUUAUUGGCCACCUUUGCUGAACAUCUAGAUGUAGAUAUGCUGGGAGUUUUUUUUUUGGCGUUGGAGUAUGAAUGGUGGGCUCCCUUAUAUGGACGCUGCCCCCUCUGGGUUGUCUUUGGUUCUCUCAUUUUUUACAACUAUUACCUUAUACAGUCUAUAGCUUAGAGUAGAUAGCUAGACACGGCUUGAGCAAAAGAUCUUGAGCAGUUUGAAUUGCAAAGAUACAAUGCGAAACAUUUAUUCGCACAGAUUUCUUCAAAAUCAGAUUCUAAUUUCUCUAAAACUAAACAUUGUUGUUGUUCAUUGGCGUGCUAUGCAAAAGGCCAACGUAGACGGAACAGUACUUUGUUUCUUUGUUUCUUUUUCCCACCAGUAAGGCCGUUCCAUCCAUAAUACGCCCAUUGAAAUAUGCUGUCCCCCCUCCUUUAUAUCUGAUCAAACGGCAAUCAGCUCCAUUUUCUUGUGAUGCACAAACCCCCCCUUCCUCCGUAAAGAAAAAAACAAUUUCCAGAAACAUUUGUUUUCUUUUUGCAAACCAGUCGCAGGCCGUGUUAAACAAAAAAAAAAAAACAAAAAAAAAAAUCCAAACACACAUUAUUAAAAGCACGAGUUGCCUCCCAGGUUUGCCAGUAUCCGUCUAUCCAGCAAAGCUCAUUUCCAGUCUCUUGAUCCAAAGCCGGAAAGGAAAGAAAAGAGGAAGAAAAAACACAAUAAAAUGUUAAUAAUGGGUAGGUGUGUUUCACCCCACCUCUCUUCAAAGAACAAAUGAGAAAUUAUCAAAAGUCGUCAAGGGGGAAGAAGAGAAACCAAAAAAAAGGAGAGGAAAGAUGUCUCUCAUUCUCGCCCCCGUUGGUAAAUGAAAAACAAUCAAUGUUUUCCUUAAAAAAAAAAAGUCAUGUCUUCGUAGAAAAACAAAGAAAACAAUGCUCAAAAGAAGGUGUCCGUGUAUCUGCAAUCCUGGGUGUAUGUUUGCUCCUUCAUCCUCUGUUUUUGUGGCUUCGGUGCAUAUGCAUGCGCGAUUAUCUCCAAGCGCCUUGGCUCAGGGACAGUAGGCCUGCGACACAGUCCAUGUCGCCCUUUUUGCUGGGGCUGACCUCGCCACACAUGAAUCUGCUUACUUCAUCGUCCCGUGGAGACUCUGCCUUGGGCUCCAAAUCGGCCAAAGUGUAAAUCCCCGUCUUGGCAGGUGAACGAGCCUCGGACGGCACAGUGUUGGAACGCAUCAGGAAUGCUGGGCUCUUUCGACCCUGCAGCACUCGACCGAUUCGUCUGGCACUCUGUGAUCUGAUGGGACUGCCGGGCGGCAUCUGUCGACGGCCCUCUGCAGAACUUCCAUCACGUCUGGGGCUCCAGUUCUCCUUGUCCGAGUCAGACGGGGAGACAAGCAUGGAGACAUUCAUCUUUGCGUGGCAGGAUUCCCGUGAUUUUUCAUCACUGACCCAGCACGUCUCUAGCCGAGCAACACUGGAAGUAGUACGAUUGAAUCUGGGCUUCUUGAUCAGGCGAGAGCGCGCAUACUUUGUCUGCGAUGC
Messenger RNA from Trichoderma atroviride IMI 206040, 3172 nucleotides. RefSeq lists its product as uncharacterized. Lineage: Eukaryota; Fungi; Ascomycota; Sordariomycetes; Hypocreales; Hypocreaceae. Gene Ontology annotation, biological process: NAD+ metabolic process; NADP+ biosynthetic process. The record is from RefSeq and is a predicted model, not a curated record. Gene Ontology annotation, molecular function: NAD+ kinase activity.